Molecule: messenger RNA, 2284 nt
Organism: Myotis myotis
Lineage: Eukaryota; Metazoa; Chordata; Mammalia; Chiroptera; Vespertilionidae
Gene: SLC27A3
Product: solute carrier family 27 member 3
Exons: 10
Coding region: 161-2158 (665 amino acids)
Cellular component (GO): mitochondrion; endoplasmic reticulum
Molecular function (GO): long-chain fatty acid-CoA ligase activity; long-chain fatty acid transmembrane transporter activity
Source: RefSeq, a predicted model, not a curated record
CUGGGGGAAGGGGCGUGUGCCAGCGCACGCGCGCUCCGGGGAAGGAGCGGUCUCAGUGCCAGAAAGUGAGGCCCCAGUUUCUCGGAAGCAAGUACCAGACAGCAGCAGCCAGAAGCGAGAGGCUGGUGCCAGACGGCGCCGAGUCGAGGAAGAGGGCGCGAUGGCUGCUCUGCUGCUGCUGCCCCUGCUGCUGCUGCUGCCGCUGCUGCUGCACUUCUGGCCACAGUGGCGCUGGUGGGCGGCAGACUUGGCCUUCGCGGUUCGCGCCCUACGAUGCAAACGCGCGCUCGGAGCACGCGCCCUGGCCGCGGCCGCCGGCGACCCGCAGAGCCCCGAGGGAGGCUGCAGCCUGGCCUGGCGCCUCGCACAGCUGGCUCGCCAGCGCCCGGCGCACACCUUCCUCAUCCACGGCGCGCGGCGCUUCAGCUACGCGGAGGCCGAGCGCCAGAGCAACCGGGCGGCGCGCGCCUUCUUGCGCGCGCGGGGCUGGGAAGAGGGCCCCCGCGGCGGCGAUUCGGGGGGCGCCCGGGAAGGCGAGGGGGCAGCCGGAAGCCAGGAGGCGCGGGCUGCGAGGGAAGGGGAUGGCGCGGCACCACUGGCACCUGGGGCCACCGUGGCGCUGCUCCUCCCUGCCGGCCCGGAGUUCUUGUGGCUCUGGUUCGGGCUGGCCAAGGCCGGCCUGCGCACGGCCUUCGUGCCCACCGCCCUGCGCCGGGGCCCCCUGCUGCACUGCCUCCGCAGCUGCGGCGCGAGCGCGCUGGUCCUGGCGCCAGAGUUCCUGGAGUCCCUGGAGCCUGACCUGCCGGCCCUGAGAGCCAUGGGGCUCCGCCUGUGGGCUGCAGGCCCUGAAGCUCAUUCCGCUGGCAUUCGCGAUCUGCUGGCUGAGGUCUCCGCUGAAGUGGACGCACCGGUGCCCGGAUACUUAUCUGCCCCCCAGAGCAUAAUGGACACGUGCCUGUACAUCUUCACCUCUGGUACUACCGGCCUCCCCAAGGCUGCUCGGAUCAGUCACCUGAAGGUCCUGCAGUGCCAGGGUUUCUACCAGCUGUGCGGUGCCCACCAGGAGGAUGUGAUCUACCUGGCCCUCCCACUCUACCACAUGUCCGGCUCCCUGCUGGGCAUCGUGGGCUGCUUGGGCAUUGGGGCCACAGUGGUACUGAAGUCCAAGUUCUCAGCUGGUCAGUUCUGGGAGGACUGCCAGAAGCACAGGGUGACGGUGUUCCAGUACAUCGGGGAAUUAUGCCGAUAUCUCGUCAACCAGCCCCCGAACCAGGCAGAACGUGGACACCAGGUCCGGCUGGCGGUGGGCAGUGGGCUGCGCCCGGACACCUGGGAGCGUUUCGUGCGGCGCUUCGGGCCCCUGCAGGUGCUGGAGACGUACGGACUGACGGAGGGCAACGUGGCCACGUUCAACUACACCGGCCGGCGGGGCGCCGUGGGCCGAGCCUCCUGGCUUUACAAGCAUGUCUUCCCCUUCUCUUUGAUUCGCUAUGAUGUCACCACAGGGGAGCCAUUUCGGGACACGCGGGGGCACUGUGUGGCCACAUCUGCAGGUGAGCCAGGGCUGCUGGUGGCCCCGGUGAGCCAGCAGUCUCCGUUCCUGGGCUACGCCGGGAAGCCAGAGCUGGCCCAGGGGAAACUGCUCAAGGACGUCUUCCGGCCGGGGGACCUUUUCUUCAACACCGGGGACCUGUUGGUCUGCGAUGACCAAGGCUUUCUCCGCUUCCAUGAUCGUACUGGGGACACCUUCAGGUGGAAGGGGGAGAAUGUGGCCACGACCGAGGUGGCGGAGGCCUUGGAGGCCCUGGAUUUCCUCCAGGAGGUGAACGUCUAUGGAGUCACCGUGCCAGGGCACGAAGGCAGGGCUGGAAUGGCGGCCCUGGUUCUGCGUCCCCCCCACCCACUGGACCUCGGGCAGCUCUACGCCUAUGUUUCUGAGCACUUGCCACCUUACGCCUGGCCCCGGUUCCUACGGCUCCAGGAGUCUCUGGCCACCACAGAGACCUUCAAGCAGCAAAAGGUUCGGAUGGCCAAGGAGGGCUUUGACCCGAGCGCCCUGCCCGACCCGCUCUACGUCCUGGACCAAGCGGGGGGCGCCUACCUGCCCCUCACACCCGCCCGGUACCAAGCCCUCCUGGCGGGCGACCUGCGGAUCUGAGUGCCCUCCCUGCCCGGCUGAGAGGGGCCUGUGGGGCGGGGCAUCGCAGGGGCUGCAGGGAUCUUUUCUACCCAGAUUUGUACUCUUUAUUUUGUAAUAAACGUGCCCAGAGCCAGCCUGGCUGUC